AUGCCUCCAAAGGCUUCGACGUCGGCUGCAGGGGGCCCAGGGGCUGCGGCGGGAGGAAACGCGAAGAAGCUCAGUCCGCUGGAGCUCAAGUUGCUCAACGUCGGCCUCAGCGUGCGCGGCGGGGAGAUCAGCCAACAGGACCUGUUCGCUCAGUGCGGCUUGAGUGUGAACCAGGCCUCGGGCGAUGCGGUCAACUCGCUGCUACGAAAGGGUCUCGCCCAGAUGCUCCGGACUCCCAGCGGCCAGAUCUUGUUCCGCUUCAUGGGCAAGGAGGAGGCAAAGGCGAUGAGUUCGAUGGACAGCGAGGAGAAGCUGGUGUUGGACCACAUCAAGGAGGCGGGGAACAUGGGAAUCUGGAGCCGGACGCUGAACGCAAAGACGGGCUUGCCGCGCGCGACGGUCGAAAAGGCGCUCAAGGUCCUCGAGGGACGCAAGACGAUCAAGCGCGUCAAGUCGGUCAAGGCUCCGACUCGCAAGAUCUACAUGCUCGCGGGCAUCCAGCCCUCGGUGGAGCUGACGGGCGGUCCUUGGUUCACGGACAACGAGCUCGACACGGAACUGGUCGAGCAGCUCAAGAAGAUUGUUCAGAAGUUCCUGCAGCAGAGGUCCAUCCCGCCCUCGAUCCAGAUCCACGCACCUUCCGCCGACCCCUCCUCAUCCACCUCGCAAACCCAGAAAUUCCGCCCCAUCUUCCCCACCACCGCCACCCCCUUCCUCCCCUCGGUCGACGACGUCCUCACCUUCAUCACCCAGCUCGGCGCGACAGUCGUCGAACUCCACCCCGAGCACGUCGAGGCAUUGCUCGACUUGAUGAUCUACGAUGGGGUGGUGGAGAAGGUGCUCGUCCAGCGGAACCCGACGAUCCCCGCCCCUCGCGACGGGAAGAAGGGAAAGGCGAAUGGGAAGGGGAAGGGAAAAGCUUCGGCGAGUUCGAAGCGGAAAAAGGGCGCCGAGUCGAGCGACGAGGAUGCGUCAGACUCGGACGAGGGAUCUUCGCCGAAGAAAGGCAAGGGCAAGAAGGCGAUCAGGCAGGCGAAUGGCAAGGCGAAGCGGAAACGGGCCAAGUAUGAUUCGGACGCCGAAUCGGGUGCGGACUUUUCGGCGACGGAGGACGAGGACGAUGCGAAGGCGAAGCGGAAACGGAAGAAGAAGCAGAAGGCCGGGAGCGACGAGGAGGACGAGGACGACGAUGCGCCGCGGCGGAAGAAGCGCGGCAAGAACAAGGUCAAGCGGAGCUCGUCGGACAGCGAGCAGGAAGACUCGGACGACGAGCGCAACGGGAGCGCGUCGUCGGCGAGCGAGGACGACGUCAAGGUGGCGAGACGUUCAGGCGGCCAGGCCGAAGCAGACGAGGAGACGCACUUUGUCUACCGCCUCGUCCGCCCGUACGCGCCCGUCAUCGGCUGGACCGACAUGCCGUGCGGGCGCUGCCCCGUCGAAGAGUUUUGCUCCGAGCCGCCUCGCCUGCGCGCCGCGUCGUACCGCCGCCCGACGCAGCUCGCCGCCAACCCAGCGAACCCGAACAAGCUCGCCUCGUCCGUCGCCGCCCCCGCUCACGCCGGCCAGCCGACGACGCGCAUCGAGCUCGAGGGCGGGAUCCAGGGAGUCGGCAUGCUGGGCGGCGCAGGUGCGGCGAUUGGCGUGUCGGAUGCGAAAUGGGGAGAACUCAAGGGCGGCGUCGACUACGGCGUUGCGCCCGUCAACCCGGUCGACUGCCCCUACUUCAAGACGUACCUCGACUUCUAA
Messenger RNA from Rhodotorula toruloides NP11, 1746 nucleotides. Its product is annotated as DNA-directed RNA polymerase III subunit RPC6. Gene Ontology annotation, cellular component: RNA polymerase III complex. Lineage: Eukaryota; Fungi; Basidiomycota; Microbotryomycetes; Sporidiobolales; Sporidiobolaceae. The record is from RefSeq and is a predicted model, not a curated record. The transcript is spliced from 7 exons. Gene Ontology annotation, biological process: transcription by RNA polymerase III. Bases 1 to 1746 code for a protein of 581 amino acids.